ACAUAUAGAUGGGUGGGCAAGUUUUAUUAGGGCAACUCAGCUAUGUCUUGAACCAGUUAUUUCUAGACAAGAACUUGAAGAAAUUUAUACACUUUUUAUUAGAUUCAUUCAUUAUUAUGAGAAUUUUUUAGCAACUGAAGAAGAAUUACAUUCAUCAUUUCAAGAGUACAAUAUGACAAAAGCAGAGGUUCGAAAGGUUAAGCAAUACUAUGCAACUGCAUUAGAUUUUACAAUGAAUGAUGUAGGC
This is a messenger RNA of Funneliformis caledonium, 247 nucleotides long. The record is from the annotation of a GenBank genome assembly. Lineage: Eukaryota; Fungi; Glomeromycota; Glomeromycetes; Glomerales; Glomeraceae.